UAACUGCAAAAAUCAUCGUACUUUCUUCUGGGAUCCUAAUCAUUUCCAACCUACUAUAUGGAAGUGAAGGAGGUAAAGAAGUAUGCCGCUGAUAUCUCAUCCAUAAAAGAAGCGCAUAAGCGCAUCAAUUCAUACAUACACAAAACUCCAGUUCUGUCCUCGGAGUCUCUAAAUGCUAUAUCUGGAAGGAGUCUGUUCUUUAAAUGUGAAUGUUUCCAGAAGGGUGGAGCCUUCAAAUUUAGAGGUGCCUGCAAUGCAGUACUCUCGCUUGAUGAUGAUCAAGCUGCUAAAGGGGUUGUAACACAUAGCAGUGGUAAUCAUGCUGCAGCCUUGUCUUUGGCUGCGAGAUUGCGGGGGAUUCCAGCCUAUAUAGUUGUACCAAAAAAUGCUCCGAAAUGCAAAGUUGAGAAUGUUAUGCGAUAUGGUGGUCAGGUUAUAUGGAGUGAAGUCACAAUGCAGUCAAGGGAGAGUGUUGCAUCCAAGGUGUUGCAAGAAACUGGUGCAGUUCUUCUACAUCCGUAUAAUGAUGGUCGCAUAAUAAGUGGGCAAGGUACCAUAUCAUUGGAGCUUCUGGAGCAAGUCCCCCAACUCGACUGUAUAAUAGUUCCUAUAAGUGGAGGUGGCUUAAUAUCAGGGGUGGCAUUGGCUGCCAAGUCCAUCAACCCUGCUAUUCGAAUUUUGGCUGCUGAGCCAAUGGGUGCUAAUGAUGCAGCUCAAUCUAAAGCAGCUGGUAGGAUUAUAACAUUGCCUGAAACCAACACGGUUGCUGAUGGGCUCCGAGCUUUUCUUGGAGAUCUUACCUGGCCAGUAGUAAGAGAUUUUGUUGACGAUGUUAUUACUGUGGAAGACAAGCAGAUAAUCGAAGCCAUGAGACUAUGUUAUGAGAUUCUGAAGGUUGCCAUAGAACCUAGUGGAGCCAUAGGUCUUGCCGCUGUUUUAUCGAACAGUUUCAGAAAUAAUCCCACUUGGCAAGAUUGCAAAAAUGUAGGAAUUAUACUUUCAGGAGGUAAUGUUGAUCUAGGUGUGCUUUGGGAUUCAUUCAGAAAGUGAAAGUUAAACGCCGAGUACAUAGAAGAUAUCCUCCUUUGGCAAUCAAACUUAAAUCUUUCCAUGAUGAAACUAAAUUGUUGUGGACAAGACAACUAUUUUUAAACAGAAACAAGUUUGUAAGGUUGUAUGCUAGCUGUCAAUGUCCAGGAAGGAAAUCUGAUCUGCCAUAGGCAUCAGAAAUGUCAUGUCAAAUGCUACCUUUGUGAAACAAAAAUUUCAUUCAGGAACUACUCUGAUCCUACAUUAUGAAGCUCCCACUCUUUAA
Messenger RNA from Pistacia vera, 1315 nucleotides. Its product is annotated as serine racemase. The record is from RefSeq and is a predicted model, not a curated record. Bases 58 to 1050 code for a protein of 330 amino acids. NCBI's taxonomy places the organism in Eukaryota, Viridiplantae, Streptophyta, Magnoliopsida, Sapindales, Anacardiaceae. Gene Ontology annotation, biological process: D-serine biosynthetic process; L-serine metabolic process; pyruvate biosynthetic process. Gene Ontology annotation, molecular function: magnesium ion binding; ATP binding; D-serine ammonia-lyase activity. The transcript has 7 exons.